CUUUCUGCGACUCACUCAGGUCACAUAUCGUACCGUGUUUCUAUGUCUGUGAUGCGGAGUGUCUGAGAGGGUUCAUCGAGUCUGCUGAGAGUGGCAUCCCACAGAAGCACCCUCAUCUGCCAAGCUCUCCUCUCUGGAAGGCUCGCAAAACUCCCCCAAGUGAGAUUCAGCAUUCUUACUGAGGAUGGCUUGUUUAGAGGCUGAGCUCAGUAUGUACUGUUAGUCAUUGUUUCCAGUCACUGACGGCUGUGUCUCUGAGCUUGAGCACAGGGAUGACAUGGAAACACAACUUGCUGAUCUCUGAAAACAAGGCCGAGCAGUAAGCUAAAUCAGGGACGUGGAAGGGUGAAAGCAGGCCAUGUCACGGGUUCCCACCCCCCCUCCACCGGGGGAAAUGACAUCCGGACCUGUGGCGGAGAGCUGGUGUUACACACAGGUGAAAGUUGUAAAAUUUUCUUAUAUGUGGACGAUUAACAACUUCAGCUUCUGUCGGGAGGAGAUGGGAGAAGUCGUGAGGAGCUCAACCUUCUCUUCAGGCCCCAACGACAAGAUGAAAUGGUGUUUGCGAGUGAACCCAAAGGGUCUGGAUGACGAGAGUAAAGAUUACCUCUCACUGUAUUUACUGCUUGUCAGCUGCCCAAAAAGCGAAGUAAGAGCAAAGUUCAAGUUUUCUUUACUGAACGCCAAAAGAGAAGAAACUAAAGCCAUGGAAAGCCAAAGAGCCUACCGCUUCGUCCAGGGAAAGGAUUGGGGCUUCAAGAAGUUCAUUAGGAGAGACUUCUUGCUGGAUGAAGCAAACGGACUUCUUCCUGAUGACAAGCUCACUCUGUUCUGUGAGGUGAGCGUGGUUCAAGACUCUGUGAACAUCUCUGGCCAGUCGAACACAAACAUGCUGAAAGUCCCCGAGUGCCAGCUUUCAGAUGAUCUGGGCAAUCUGUGGGAAGGCUCCAGGUUCACUGACUGCAGUCUGUUUGUUGGAGGACAAGAGUUCAAAGCGCACAAAUCCAUCCUGGCAGCGAGGUCGCCAGUAUUCAAUGCCAUGUUUGAACACAAAAUGGAGGAGAGUAAAAAAAACCGUGUAGACAUCAGUGACGUAGAGCCAGAUGUGUUUCGGGAAAUGAUGGUAUUUAUUUACACUGGUAAAGCUCCCAACCUGGAGAAAAUGGCCGACAACCUGUUAGCUGCCGCAGACAAGUACGCUCUGGAGAGACUGAAGGUAUUGUGUGAGGAGGCACUGUGUAAUAGUCUGUCUGUGGAGAACGUGGCUGAUGUCCUCAUUCUGGCGGAUCUGCACAGCGCAGAGCAGCUCAAAGCACAAGCCAUAGACUUCAUCAACCGAUGCAGCGUUCUUCGACAGCUCGGCUGUAAAGAUGGCAAGAACUGGAAUAGCAAUCACGCCGCAGACAUAAUGGAAACGGCAGGCUGGAAAGCCAUGAUUCAAUCCCAUCCUCACUUAGUAGCCGAGGCGUUCCGCGCUCUGGCUUCAGCCCAGUGCACACCAUUCGGCCUGCCUCGAAAACGCCUAAAACAAUCCUGACCUCCGUCCUCACAGACUGCUUAAAAACCAAACGCAUGAGGAGGCAAAAGCGACCCUUCUUCCCCUCCGUUUUCACUCGCCCGUCGCCCCUUCCAGAGACACGAUGGAGGAGCUCGUUCAAUCCGAAGAAAUGGACUUCGCCAUAAUGUUUACUACGAGUGGCAUCGGAGAAAAGGCCUUAAAGGAUCCGCCUGCUGCGACUGAUCCCAGACCUGUCUGGAUUGCACUAGCUCCCACAUAAUGCAGUAGUUUUAACAUGGUGGUGUUUAGGACCUUGUACGUUACGUGUUGUUGAGGAGGGCGAAGGUUUGCGUUCGCCCUUUUUGUGAACUCAUGGUCUGAUUUUUUUCACCAAACACUCACUAGUCGCAAAGCCACACACACGCAUCGAGUGCAGAGACACUGACACUUUUAAAGUGUUGACGUUGUCGGCAGAAUGUCGCUUUGUAUGUUUAUCGUCGUUAAAAAAAACGAAGUAUUAACUGAGGUCGCGCUGUUGGAUGCUUGGUGAAAAGAGUUUCACGUCGAGUAUGACACGAAAGAAAACAAGCGGCGGAAGAUGUCGAUAUUUUGCACCAACUUAUAUUAUUGGUAAAUAUGAAGAUUUGUUUACCGUGCUGUUUACAGAAAUUGUUUUCCCUUUUUUUUCCGCACAAGAGUUAGUUCGGACUUUUAGUUGGACUUAUUUUCCAUGGUUUAACGUACUCUGUGAUCUGGAGAGUUCUUUGUGUUUGGGGGAAGAAAAAAAUGUAUUGUGGUUCAAAAGAACUUUGGUUUAUUGCUUUGGAAAUAAAACUGGUCAAAACUAA
Molecule: messenger RNA, 2346 nt
Organism: Danio rerio (zebrafish)
Lineage: Eukaryota; Metazoa; Chordata; Actinopteri; Cypriniformes; Danionidae
Gene: spoplb
Product: speckle type BTB/POZ protein like b
Biological process (GO): protein ubiquitination; proteasome-mediated ubiquitin-dependent protein catabolic process
Cellular component (GO): nucleus
Source: RefSeq, marked provisional